GGUCGGAGUGAGAGUCUUUCACUCCUACCUCCAGAGUACAAACUGUGUGAAUUGUGCUUAGAGUAGGAUUCUUGAUAUUUACUCAGCAUGUCCACUUACAGCUUGAAGCAAAUAACCUCUUCGGGCUUAGGUAAUUUUAGUGGUCCCUCAGCCAGACGAGCUGUUGGUUUCUUCGGGACUCCGAGUGUCCAUGGGGGAUCUGGUGGCAGGGAUAUCUCUGUCUCUACUGCUCGAUUUGUCUCUUCUGGGUUCGGAGGUGGCUUGGGUGCUGGAUAUGAUGGGGGGUCAUACAGUAGCUUUAGUGGUGGCUUUGGUGGUGGCGAUGGCCUCCUUUCUGGAAACGAAAAGACAACUAUGCAGAACCUGAAUGACCGUCUGGCAUCCUACCUCGACAAAGUACGUGCUCUGGAGGAGGCAAAUUCUGACCUAGAAAUUAAAAUCCGAGACUGGUACCAGAAACAAGGACCAGGGCCAGCCCAUGACUACAGCUUAUAUUACAAAACUAUUGAAGAUCUUCGAGACAAGAUUCUUGCUGCCACAGUUGACAACUCUAAGGUUAUCCUGCAGAUUGAUAAUGCCAGACUGGCUGCUGAUGACUUCAAAACCAAGUUUGAGACAGAGAUGGCCCUGCGCAUGAGUGUUGAGGCUGACAUCAAUGGCCUCCGUAGAGUUCUGGAUGAACUGACCCUGGCCAGAGCUGACCUGGAGAUGCAGAUCGAAAACUUGAAGGAGGAGCUGUCUUUCCUAAAGAAGAAUCAUGAGGAGGAAAUGAAUGCCCUGGGUGGGCAAACAGGAGGCCAAGUCAGUGUUGAGGUUGAUGCUGCACCAGGUAUUGAUCUGUCCAAGAUCCUGACUGACAUGAGAGACCAGUAUGAAGUCAUGGCCGAGAAGAACAGGAAGGAUGCUGAAACUUGGUUCAACAACAAGACUGAAGAACUGAACCGAGAAGUGGCUGUCAACACUGAACAGCUGCAGACCAGCAAGACUGAAAUCACAGAUCUGAGACGCACCCUGCAGGGCCUGGAGAUAGAGCUUCAAUCCCAGCUUAGCAUGAAAGCUGGCUUGGAAGGCACCUUGGCAGACACAGAGAACCGCUAUGGUGCCCAGCUAGCACAGAUACAGCAGCGUAUUGGCAACAUUGAGGCACAGCUCACUGACCUUCGAGCUGACAUGGAGCGGCAGAAUAGUGAAUACAGGAUGCUCAUGGACAUCAAGACCCAUCUGGAACAGGAGAUUGCCACUUACCGCCAACUGCUGGAAGGCCAAGGCUCCUAGAUGUUUGGGAACCUUUAUGGAACUACUGGCUCUCAAAGCAGCAGCAAAGGAGGCAUGGUGGUGGAUGGAAAUAACUACAGAAGACACACAGACUAUCUUACUCUACAAGAAUAAAAACACUAGACAAGCAGGAAUUGGUACAGAGGGAUACCAUCACAAACAGACAGUAGUGCUUUGAGAUAUUCACUUCUAAGAAAUUCUAGACCACACAAUGUUCAAGGUAGAAUAGAGCCAUUAAUUUGUGACCUGGGCUAGUUAUUCAUAUAUUUCCAGUUCUCCUUUACUAUUAUUUUUGCUGUUUCUACUGUCUAAUAAAACCAUCUGAUUUAUGCAAACUUCA
Messenger RNA from Pelodiscus sinensis (Chinese soft-shelled turtle), 1615 nucleotides. Its product is annotated as keratin, type I cytoskeletal 19. The record is from RefSeq and is a predicted model, not a curated record. NCBI's taxonomy places the organism in Eukaryota, Metazoa, Chordata, Testudines, Trionychidae. Gene Ontology annotation, biological process: intermediate filament organization; epithelial cell differentiation. Gene Ontology annotation, molecular function: structural molecule activity. Gene Ontology annotation, cellular component: cytoskeleton.